Messenger RNA from Silurus meridionalis, 976 nucleotides. It is a transcript of the gene psme2, whose product is annotated as proteasome activator subunit 2. The record is from RefSeq and is a predicted model, not a curated record. Lineage: Eukaryota; Metazoa; Chordata; Actinopteri; Siluriformes; Siluridae. Bases 108 to 833 code for a protein of 241 amino acids. Gene Ontology annotation, biological process: regulation of proteasomal protein catabolic process; regulation of G1/S transition of mitotic cell cycle; positive regulation of endopeptidase activity. Gene Ontology annotation, cellular component: nucleoplasm; cytoplasm; proteasome activator complex. Gene Ontology annotation, molecular function: endopeptidase activator activity. The transcript has 11 exons.
UAGGUGGAGCCUAAGAGAAAGCGAAAGUGUAAGAGGAAACGUUGUGGAAAAGUCCCUCAGCUCAUCUCAGUGCACUCACGUCCAAAUCCGACUUCAACUGCUCCAAAAUGUCCAAAUUCAAGAUCAAUCGUGACAAUGAGCUCAAGGUUCAAAACUAUCGCCAUUCACUGUACCAGAAGGCAGAAGAUCUUUUUUCCAAUCACAUCCCAAGGAAGAUUUCUCAGCUGGACAAUCUGAUUCAGGAGGAGGAACUGUGCGUCUCGGACUUCUCUUCCCUCCACGCUCCACUCGAUAUUCCCAUUCCCGAUCCUCCAAACCCAGACGAGGAGGAAAUGGAGACGGACAAAAACGACGAGGAGGAGAAGAAGAAGAAGCGGCCUGUGUGCGGCUUUAUCAAAGGAAACGAGAAGAUCAUGAAGCUGCUGGAUGUGGUGAAGCCGGAGAUCACGGGACUUAAAGAGACAUGCAUCACUGUUUCCUGCUGGAUUUCGCUGCUGAUUCCUAAGAUCGAGGACGGAAACGACUUUGGAGUGGCGAUCCAGGAGAAGAUCCUCGAGCGGAUUGCAGCUGUGAAAACCAAACUGGAAGGAUUUCAGACCAACAUUAACAAAUAUUUUUCAGAGCGAGGCGACGCUGUAGCCAAAGCCUCCAAAGAAACUCAUGUGAUGGACUACCGUUCGCUCGUCCACGAGAAAGACGAAGCAGCGUACUGCGAGAUCCGGGUCAUCCUCCUGGACAUCCGCGGAUAUUAUGCGGAGCUCUACGACAUCAUCAGCAAGAACCUGGAGAAGGUGGUGAACCCGAAAGGAGAAGAGAAACCCUCCAUGUACUGAGAGCGGGACGGCGGCCUUGUCCUCACACGCCUGACCUCACGUCUGCUGAAAGAAACCGUCGCCGUUGGAUACUUCUGAGCAACUACAACUACACAUGUAACCACACACAAAUCUGAAAUAAAACCCUCAGGUUUAAUAUGAAA